This is a messenger RNA of Rotaria sp. Silwood1, 333 nucleotides long. The record is from the annotation of a GenBank genome assembly. NCBI's taxonomy places the organism in Eukaryota, Metazoa, Rotifera, Eurotatoria, Philodinida, Philodinidae.
AUGUGUGAAAUGUGGUAUCGGAAUUGGCGUAAUAAUACUGAAUUCGCUCACAUAUUGAAUCGUGUUGAAGAAGAAUCAAAUGGAAUGAUUGUCCACAGUGGCAAUGAAAUUGCUUGUGCUCUUAUUAAUGCUUAUCGUGCUGCUGCUAUAUCUUCAUUUUCAAAUGAUGAUCAAAUUGCUGCUAAGAUGUUAGCGUGUCUUCAUGAAUCAAAUUUACUUCGUACACGUCUUAACAAUGAAAUUCUACAUUGGACGACCAAUGAUGCCUCAAACAUUAUCAAUUUCCUUGUAUUUACAAUUGAUCAAAUUCUAGUAAUCAUCGUCGGUAUGUAG